CCACCCAGCUGUUAUUUAGGUGUCACAAUUUCUCUUUUUUUGCUGUGUUUCCCUGCUUUCUGUACAAACACUGGCGAGAUGGCCUCAGCACAUGACAGAGCUGUACUUCAAGCUAUAUUCAACCCCACCACCCCCUUUGGAGACAUCCCUGGCCUGAACCAAGAGGAGGAAUUAAUUGAUGAUGACAGUGGCUUUGACACAGAGUUGCUGAAGCAAGUGAAAGAGUUGGAGUUGCAGGGUGUCUCUGCAGCAGAGGCUGGGGAUUUGCAAGCUGCACUUCAACUGUUCAGCCAGGCAAUCCAGAUCCUGCCUCAGCGAGCCUCAGCCUAUAACAACCGGGCACAGGCCCUGCGGCUGCAGGGGAACACAGCAGGAGCCCUGGAGGACCUGGACCAAGCCAUCUCUCUGAGUGGCGGCACUGGACGAACUGCUUGCCAGGGCCUGGUCCAAAGAGGCCUUUUACAUAGGCUAGCAUGCCGCGAUGAUGAGGCCAGAGCAGAUUUUGAAAAAGCAGCUGCACUUGGAAGUGAAUUUGCUCAACAGCAGGCUGUGCUUCUUAACCCGUAUGCCGCCCUGUGCAACAAAAUGCUGUCAGAUGUGAUCAACAAACUACGCAACCCCACGUCUGAGAUGUAGAGGACAAUUUGUUAAUUUUACACCUUUUCUGUUUGUGGUUAAUGAAACAACAUUUUGAACUUUUAAUACCCUUUUUUUAUUCACUGACUUUGCAGUGCAGUAAAAUAAUUGAGGCCAAUUGCAAGUUUAUUAAACAGUAUAUAAUGUUAGUUACACAGAUAUGUAACACUUCUUUCAUGUGCACAACAAAGACAUUUUAAAUUUAUUGUCAGUAUUCUAAUCAUGGAGCAUGCACUGAUGUCUUUCAUCAAAUUUGACAUGUAGGACAUGAUCUCAAUGUUCAGCAUUCAAACACUAAAUCUCUACUUCAGCCUUUGUCCAGUAGAUGUCAGUCUUGUCAUGUUGAAAGCAGGCAACAGCAGCAAAAUGGAAGUAAUGCUUUUCACCACAACAAUGAAAUAAAAUAUAACAAACAACACUAAUCAGCUCAGUAUGCCAAACAAAGACAGAUGAUCUGAUGUUAUAGAAUAUGAGCACCCAUCUCAAAUACCAGACUGAUCAAUUUGUGACUUUAGUGUGACUUCAGGGAUUAUUGUUGAAGCUCCAUCUCCUUUCAAUAAACACAACAUAAAUCCA
Messenger RNA from Scatophagus argus, 1212 nucleotides. RefSeq names its product tetratricopeptide repeat domain 36 (gene ttc36). Gene Ontology annotation, molecular function: protein binding. The coding region runs from base 79 to 636 and encodes 185 amino acids. The transcript has 3 exons. The record is from RefSeq and is a predicted model, not a curated record. Gene Ontology annotation, biological process: cilium assembly. Lineage: Eukaryota; Metazoa; Chordata; Actinopteri; Scatophagidae.